Molecule: messenger RNA, 1560 nt
Organism: Naumovozyma dairenensis CBS 421
Lineage: Eukaryota; Fungi; Ascomycota; Saccharomycetes; Saccharomycetales; Saccharomycetaceae
Gene: KTR7
Product: putative mannosyltransferase
Exons: 1
Coding region: 1-1560 (519 amino acids)
Biological process (GO): protein N-linked glycosylation; cell wall mannoprotein biosynthetic process
Cellular component (GO): Golgi apparatus; membrane
Molecular function (GO): alpha-1,2-mannosyltransferase activity
Source: RefSeq, a predicted model, not a curated record
AUGAUACGAUUCAGAAGAAAAAGACUAAUAACUUUACUACUGCUCCUGUUACUAGUAAUAAGUCUCCCGUCAUUCACACUGCAUAGAAAAUGGAAAAAUAAACAUGAUCCCACAAACAUCCCUUAUUCUCAACAAGAUAUAUUCUCAGAGAGAGAUGAACCCUUCCAUCGUGGCUGUAAUGAUAUCAAUUCAUAUUUGGAAGACCCCUCUUACAAGAAAAUGAACUCUACAUUCGUCAUGUUGACUAGAAAUGAAGAAUUACAAGAUGUAAUCAAAACUAUGAAAUCCAUCGAAUCACAUUUCAAUCAAUGGUUCCAAUAUCCAUAUGUCUUUUUGAAUGAUAUCCCAUUUACUAACGAAUUCCAACUAGAAAUUGAAAAUUUGACUCAAUCUAAAGUUUAUUUUGGAACGAUUGAUGAAUUAGAUUGGGAAUUCCCUAAAGAAGUUAGAGAAUCAUUUGAAUUUAAGAAUGCUUUAGAGGACCAAGCUGAUCGUGGUGUUAUGUAUGGUUCAAUGGAAUCAUAUCAUAAGAUGUGUAGGUUUUAUUCCGGAAUCUUUUAUAAACAUCCAUUGAUGAAACAAUUUGAAUGGUACUGGAGGAUUGAACCAGAUGUAGAUUUCUUUUGUGAUAUUACUUAUGAUCCAUUUUGGGAAAUGCAUCAAAGGGGCAAAAAGUAUGGGUUUACUAUAUUUAUUUCUGAGUUGUAUUGGACAGUUCCUAAUUUGUUUAGAGUUACAAAGAGUUUUAUUAAUGAUUUCGGUUGGAAAGUUGGUACAUUAUGGCAAUUAUUUGUUUGGAACUAUAAUAUUUUGGAUGUUAAGGAUUAUCGGGAUAAUACUUAUGAUAAGGAUGAAUUACAACGAUGGAGUAAUGAUGUUAAUGAUAUUAAUGAACAUUUAUCUGAAAAUGUGGCCAUUGAUUAUUUAUUAAAUGAUAAUAUUGAUAAUGAAGAAGGUAUGAAAUAUUUGAUUUCUAAGGCACAAUCCAAGAUACCAAUUUUUGAAGAUAAAUUUGAUGAAGAGGAAUUCAAUCUAUGUCAUUUUUGGAGUAAUUUUGAAAUUGCAAGAUUAGAUGUGUUUGAUAAUGAUGUUUAUAAUUCUUAUUUCCAAUAUUUAGAAUCAUAUGGUGGAUUUUGGAGUGAAAGAUGGGGUGAUGCACCUAUUCAUUCCCUAGGGUUAGGACUGACAUUGAAUUUGGAAGAUGUUCAUUAUUUUAGAGAUAUUGGUUACAGGCAUUCCAUUUUACAACAUUGUCCCAAAAAUUAUGAAAAGGAGAAAGAUGAAAAUGAUAUACCAUAUUAUGAAUUUGAUUCUCAAUAUAAACGUGAUAAAAACAAGAUGAAAUAUGAUAAAAGUUCUGAUAUUGGUAUUGGAUGUCGAUGUCAAUGCCCAAAGGGGAAAGAGGAUGUAGAAGAUACAUCUUAUCCAUGUAUGGAUAUUUGGUUAGAAUUGUUAUAUGAUGAAAAUCCUGAACGUGUAUUUAAGGAUGGAUCAUUUGUUCAACCAUUUAAUGCAAAAGAAUUUGAAAACGGUAUUCGUGAAGAUUUCUUACAAAGCUGA